AGACUUGAAUGUGUUGGUAGGUUGAACGGAGCGCAGAGCUCUUUAACCUUACAUUUAAAUUCAACAUAACAGUUAUUUAUUUACCAGUAGGGAUUUUUGUUAGGCUUUAAUCUGUCCGUCAUGGCGACUCCUCCCAAGAGAAGAUACACACAGUCUGACUUUAAUAACAGUUUUGAGAAGAGAGUGAAGAAGGUUUCUAUAGAGGGAAACAUCGCUGCAGGGAAGUCGACGUUUGUGCGGCUCCUGGAAAGGGAGUCUGAAGAAUGGGAGGUGAUACCUGAGCCCAUUGGGAAGUGGUGCAAUGUUCAGACUACAGAGAAUGAGUAUGAGGAGCUUAGCACAUCCCAGAAAAGUGGAGGCAACCUACUGCAGAUGUUGUAUGACAAGCCCAGCCGCUGGUCCUACACCUUCCAGAGCUACGCUUGCCUAAGCCGUGUUCGUGCCCAGCUCAACCCUCCAUCUGCCAAGCUGCAACAGGCUGAGAAACCCAUCCAAUUGUUUGAGCGCUCUGUCUACAGUGACAGAUAUAUUUUUGCUUCAAACCUUUUUGAGUCUGGAGACUUGAAUGAGACUGAAUGGUCAAUCUACCAGGAUUGGCAUGGCUGGCUCCUCUCUCAGUUUGAGUCUGAGAUUGAACUUGAUGCCAUGAUCUACCUGCGGGCAGAUCCAGAGAGAUGUAUGCAGCGUCUUAAACUCAGAGGCCGAGAAGAAGAACUGGGCAUUCCUCUGGAAUACUUGGAGCAGCUUCAUUAUAAGCACGAGUGUUGGCUCUACAACAGAACUACACAGCUUGAUUUUGAGUACCUGAAGGAUAUUCCUAUUCUUGUGCUGGAUGUUAACGAUGACUUUAAAAAUGACAGAAUAAAGCAGCAAGCAGUGAUUGAUCAGGUCAAUGAAUUCCUGUCUACACUUUGAGAAUGCAGCCAAACUGCAUUAGACAACUUGAUUUGUAAAUAGCUCUACCUUUUUAAAGAUGUAAUUUUUUUUUACAUGUUUGAUUUGUUUCUGAAAUAGGAAUACAUAGUAAUAGAUAUGUAUUCAAAUAUUACCAUUUUUACUGCCACAAACAUGGCAGACUUCAGAGAUCAACAGCCAGCUUUAUCAGGUCAAAAAGAUAACUUUGCUGUGUGUUUUUUAUUUCGUGUUUUAUGUGUUGAAUGAAUGUAAUGGUACAAAAUUUUACUACAAAUGUCACAGAUUUAUUUUUGAACUGUUUUAUUCAUGUCAUGGAUUUUUAGAAAUUGGUAUUAAUUGAAAUGUCCCAUGUUUAGCACUGUUUUACAGAUUGUACAUAUAUAUUUAUAUCUGGGUAUUAUUAAAAUCCCUGCAUUUGGUGCUAGCUAUGCAGAGAGUGCAUUGUGCCUUGUAAUUGUUCACUUUCAGACUAGUCAUGAUAUUAGAAUAUUAUAAAGUGUUGGAUGGUGCAGUAAUCUUAAGCACUAGCCCACCAUGGUUGAGCUCUCAAGUUUGAAUCCUGGGUGACUUGGCCGGGUAGCCAAAAGGGCACAAGCUGUCCUCUUUUAACCCUGCUUCUCGCCUCAUGGACCAAAUGUUUCCUGUGCAGUACUGUAAAUAUGUGUGUAUUUUAUAGAACUUUCACAAGGUGAUUUUUACAUUAAAUAAGUACAGGUCAUUUAAUUAAGUAAGUACAGUUCAUUUAAUUAAUAGUUUCCUGACUAUGAUGGGAGCUCCAAAUUAAAUAUGUAUAGCCCAAGCUAUAAAUAAUUACAUAAA
Messenger RNA from Trichomycterus rosablanca, 1734 nucleotides. RefSeq names its product deoxynucleoside kinase. Gene Ontology annotation, biological process: nucleobase-containing compound metabolic process. Gene Ontology annotation, molecular function: deoxynucleoside kinase activity; ATP binding. The transcript has 7 exons. The record is from RefSeq and is a predicted model, not a curated record. Gene Ontology annotation, cellular component: cytoplasm. NCBI's taxonomy places the organism in Eukaryota, Metazoa, Chordata, Actinopteri, Siluriformes, Trichomycteridae. Bases 121 to 915 code for a protein of 264 amino acids.